Aspergillus eucalypticola CBS 122712 is the source of this 2745-nucleotide messenger RNA. RefSeq lists its product as uncharacterized. Gene Ontology annotation, molecular function: lipid binding. The record is from RefSeq and is a predicted model, not a curated record. The coding region runs from base 1 to 2745 and encodes 914 amino acids. The transcript has 12 exons. Lineage: Eukaryota; Fungi; Ascomycota; Eurotiomycetes; Eurotiales; Aspergillaceae.
AUGCCGUCCAAAGCAGUCAAUCAUCCGCUGAACACCAAGCAGAAGGAACAGGAUAUCAACCAGAAGCUGCAGCUUUAUGGAAUCUAUCAAGCCUUCAAGAAUGGCAAGCUUCCAUCGAACAAACAAUGCGACGUUGCCCUGAACAGUGCUCUCAAAUCUAAGGCGCUCUCGUCACCGUCCCAGGAGCUGUCUGGUGAAGGCCAGACCCUCGUCCAGGAUCUCCGUAACGUUAUCGAACAUGCCAAGAAACUUAUGCUGAGCAAGAAUGAGGGUCAGCUCUUGCAGGAGUUCCUGUGGGAGGCACAGACUGUCUCCUCCGGGGAUACAGAGAAGCCAGGUGUGCCUGUGACGAAGGAUGCGGCCCAGCAAGACGGUCAGGAAGCCCUAGAGGGUCUCAAGACCCUUGGACGGCUCCUGAUCACGAACGGAGAAUUCCGAAAGCUAUUAAACGAUGCUAUGACGCUGGCACGUGAUAUGGCUGGCGACGUCUCCCAGAAGGCCGCAAACAAGCUGAGGCCAUCAGAGGAACAACUUUCCCAGAUUGAUGAGCCAGCUGAAGAGAAUGUGUGGCACGAGCAGCCUGAUUUUUCCAAGCACAAGGAAACAUUCAAGUCUCGCUUUAGGAGAAACAAGGACGAGGGUAAGCAGGAAGUCGCUGGUACUGCGGCUCAGGCUGCCACCGGUGGCCAAGAACCUUCAUCCGUCUCUGAUGUUGACGCGCGCGCUGGUCUUGCUGCAGGUGCAGGUAGAGCCCAGGAUAAGAUUUCGGAGAAUGUCCCUGAAGAGGCAAAGGGCCGUACUCGUGAAUACAAGGACAGGACCAAGAGCUACUUGUCAGAAAAGGUGCCCCAAGAGCGACGGGAUCAGACUAUUUGGCGCUUGAAGAAGAUGGUCAUUGAGAUUCAAGGCCAUUCUGAUUACCAACAGGCAAUCCGAACUCUUCUUUCGAUGGCUGAAAAGUAUGGUUCCCACGGACGGAACUUGUCCCAGCAGGGUGCUGGUUCAGUCCAGGGCUUCCGAAGCGGCGAUAAGAUCCAGCGAAUGGAGGCCAAUCUUCGGACAUUGAUUGAACGUUUUGCCAACCACACGUCCCUGGACAAUCUAUUUGACUCUCUGGACAACAUCUACCGAGAUGCAGACAGGGAUCCUGAGCUGAAAGGAUGGUUCCGAAACAUGGACACCUUCAUCCGGAAAACCCUAACCGAGCAAGGCUAUAUUAUGGAUGAUGAUUGCAAUCGCCAGUGGGACCAACUCACUGACCAUGGCCGUUACCUCCUGCGUGAGCGCUACAGGGAUCAUACCGAUCGCAUUCUUGAUGAGCUUAAGUUCCUUGGCGAUCAGUUCAACCAAGACCCUCAAAACAAAGCAUUUGGGGAUGCGAUGCAGAAGCUCUUCGAUGACCUUGGUCGCGACAACAGCGGCAACAUGGCCUUCAAGAAGCAUCUCGUCAAGGACAUUAGGGAUGUUAUCCUACCUGAAGUUCUCGAAAAUGUCCGCUAUGUCCCCGUUCCUCGUAUCGAAGUGUCUGAUCCCGCAGCCGAUGUCGUUGUGGAAAACCUCGUCAUUGAGAGCGAUAACUUGAUGCCGAACGUCGUGGAAUUUGGCAGCGACAACUACUUCCGGUGGGGACGCAAGAAAAUCAGCAGCAAGAGGGACAACAAGAUUAUGAUUUCGGUGUCCGGAAUUCAAGCCGAUCUCCGAGAUGUGAGCUACUAUGUCAACAAGAAGCAGGGAUUCCCUGCUAUCACCGACACGGGAAUCAUGGACAUCUUCUUGGGUGGCGAAGGCUUUGGAUUCAAGAUUGCAGCCUCCACUGCCCAGAAGGAAGACCGGCAGAACUUCAUCAAAUUGGAUAAGGUGACUGUUAAGAUUGACUCCCUCAACGUCAAGUUGAAGAAGUCAAAGCACAAGACCCUAUUCACGGUCUUUAAGCCAUUGUUAUUCCGGGUCGUCCGCCCAACUCUGGAAAAGGUACUCGAGCAGCAGAUCCGGGACGCCUUCGCCAAGGGAGAUGCCUUUGCCUACGAAAUCCACAGUGAGGCAAAGAAGGCACAGGAGGCUAGUAGCCAGGAUCCCGCAAACGCGCCCAACAUCUACUCCCGCUAUCUUGAUGCUUUCCGUGCCAGAAAUGAGGACAAGAAGCGGAAGGCGCAAGAGAUUGCCAAACGAGACACUAAGGUGCAGACAGCUACAACUCUGCAUGAUUCCCUCUUCCCCGAGAUCAAGCUUCCUGGCGGCAUCAGUACCAAGGCCACUGAGUACAAGGAACUUGCGAUGAAGGGUGAACGCUGGGAAUCUCCCAUCUUCAGCAUUGGCAGCGCCUCGGAAUCUUCUGAUAUUCCUAAGGCGGGUGACAUUUCUCGCAAACGGGAAUCACCUGCCGAAAAGGGUGGUGUUAGUGGAGUGACUAAUGGAGGCGCCACAAACGGCAGAGUCACGAAUGUUAACCAGACCAAUGGAGGUGUCACCAAUGGGACUACCGCUAUCACCCAGAAUGAGAAAGUGACCAACGGAGGUGCGCAGCCUAUGGAUGGUCGAGUGACCAAUGGCAAGCACGCUAUUUCCGGGACCAAUGGACAUACAAAUGGACAUACCAAUGGUCACUCCAAGACAUAUGACCAUGCGGCCGCGUCCCAGAAAUUCUCCGAUGAAGUCAACCAAGCGUUCAGUGACGGAAACGUUGGCGGUGGUACUCGCACCACGGUUCCAGGCGUCGAAACGGCCUUCAACCCUCAAACUGCUUAG